Messenger RNA from Pseudovirgaria hyperparasitica, 452 nucleotides. RefSeq lists its product as uncharacterized. The record is from RefSeq and is a predicted model, not a curated record. Bases 130 to 375 code for a protein of 81 amino acids. The transcript has a single exon. Lineage: Eukaryota; Fungi; Ascomycota; Dothideomycetes; Acrospermales; Acrospermaceae.
AGUGGACUAACCAGGCAGGUCCUGUGAUGAGCACGUAUGUUUCCUUUGUCCGCUACAUUCGUUCGGCUCGCAUAGUAAGGCGCUUCUUCUAUUCUGUUUCAUCUGAAAACGCGGACAUAUGGCAUCAGCAUGGUUUCUGCAAGCGUUAUUGCAAGCGAGCGAGCGCGUUUCUCCGCAAUCAGCAUAUUUCUGUUUUGCUGUCUGUUCACUGCACUGAUGAAUUAUGCCGAGUCGCGCGUUGGACAUCAUACACAGUUAGACCGCAGGCGGCAAAUACAUAAUCUCUCUCUUUUAUUUCUCGCGCACAAUGUCCGAGCAUCUGACGACACCAUGACGAGCACGACGCACGCACUUACACCCAAUAAACCUGCCUGAAGAUCAUUAUUAUAAUCAAAUCACAGCAAUGUCCCCGGACUUCCAAGGCCAUCGUAUCAACAUUGCCUCCUCGACCC